UAAUUUACUGAUUUAGAGAGAGAGAGAGGAGGAGAAGAAGCAGAACUGAGCGGUUAAAUCUACAAAGCCUUUUACAGUUUACAAACAUACCAAAAGCUUCUAUCUUUUUCUUCAAUUCUUCCCCUUAGUUCCUUUGCUCAGACUUCUUCUACUUCCUUAAAACCCACUUCUCAAUCUCUGUUCCAUAUGCUUUUGUUUGCAAAAAUUAAAUCUUUCUCAACUAUAUAACAACUUUGAGAACUUGGCUAGAGCUUUGUCAUUCUAGAGAGAGAAGGAAGGUUAGGUGACCAUGUCUAAUCAGGAUCUAGAGCGAGGAGGAACAAAGGCUAGAGGCAAUCAAAACCCAGCUGGGAAUUACACGAAUCCGUACUAUGUAGAGACCUCGGAGCAUCAAUGGACAUCGUGGUUGAUACCCAUGUUCGUGGUGGCUAAUAUUGCUGUCUUUAUUGUGGCCAUGUAUGUCAAUAACUGCCCAAGGAACAAUCUUAAGUUUGAAGGAGCUUGUGUUGCCAAGUUCCUUGGCAGAUUUUCGUUUCAGCCUCUGAGAGAGAACCCUCUCUUUGGUCCGUCUUCUUCUACAUUGGAAAAGUUGGGAGCUUUGAAGUGGGAUAGAGUUGUCAAUGGGAACCAAGGAUGGAGACUCAUCACUUGUAUCUGGUUACAUGCUGGUGUCAUUCAUUUGCUUGCAAAUAUGUUGAGCUUGGUCUUCAUUGGGAUCCGCCUUGAGCAGCAAUUUGGAUUUGGGCGAGUUGGGUUAAUCUACUUAAUAUCGGGAUUAGGUGGAAGCAUACUAUCAUCUCUUUUCAUUCAACGUAACAUCUCUGUUGGUGCUUCGGGUGCUUUGUUUGGACUUCUUGGAGCUAUGUUAUCAGAGCUUCUUACAAAUUGGACUAUUUACACCAACAAGGCUGCAGCUCUAUUCACACUCAUUAUCAUAAUAGCCAUCAACUUAGCUGUUGGUAUUCUACCCCAUGUCGACAACUUCGCCCACAUUGGAGGAUUCAUGAGUGGUUUUCUCCUCGGCUUCAUUCUGUUAAUUCGUCCCCAGUUCGGAUACUUGGAGGGUCGUCAUCUUCCAGCAACUGCUCGCGUCAAAUCUAAGCAUAAGGCUUACCAGUAUAUCCUCUUGUUGGUUGCAGUCGUAUUGCUGAUUGUCUGGUUUACGGUUGGGUUGGUGAUGGUAUUCAAAGGAGAGAACGGGAACAAGCACUGCAGCUGGUGCCAUUACCUGAGCUGUGUGCCUACCUCAAAAUGGAAAUGCGGUAACUGAGGAGGAGACUUCACUCAUUCUCUCUUACCAUAUUUUCCUUCAGCUCCAUACAUUAUUACCAUCUUUUGAUAUGAUAUGAUAUGAUUCUUUUCUUUAUUUUAUUUGUAUUAGAAAAAUUUUCAUAUGUUUAUUCUAUUGGAUAUGCUUUUUCUUUCUUCACUCGUGUACAUGCAUAGUUUAUCAGUGAAAACAUUACAAUGUUAAUUAAUUUUUCUUCUUCUUU
This is a messenger RNA of Humulus lupulus (European hop), 1493 nucleotides long. RefSeq names its product RHOMBOID-like protein 2. The transcript has 5 exons. Gene Ontology annotation, biological process: proteolysis. Gene Ontology annotation, cellular component: membrane. The record is from RefSeq and is a predicted model, not a curated record. NCBI's taxonomy places the organism in Eukaryota, Viridiplantae, Streptophyta, Magnoliopsida, Rosales, Cannabaceae. The coding region runs from base 290 to 1270 and encodes 326 amino acids. Gene Ontology annotation, molecular function: serine-type endopeptidase activity.